This is a messenger RNA of Odontomachus brunneus, 7575 nucleotides long. RefSeq lists its product as uncharacterized. Gene Ontology annotation, molecular function: methyltransferase activity. Lineage: Eukaryota; Metazoa; Arthropoda; Insecta; Hymenoptera; Formicidae. Gene Ontology annotation, biological process: regulation of gene expression. The transcript is spliced from 18 exons. Bases 805 to 5448 code for a protein of 1547 amino acids. Gene Ontology annotation, cellular component: nucleus. The record is from RefSeq and is a predicted model, not a curated record.
AGUGUCUCGCGCGCCGCGCACUCUUCCGUGAAGCGAGUCACACUACGUCUCAAGCCGGGGAGCUGCGCGAUACGUAAUACAGUCGACUGAUUAAGGGCCAAUCUUUCUAAUCUCUGGGUGAGCUCUAACCAACGAUUAAGUCGCACGUCUAAACUUCGUUCUUCCUUCCAAUGAAAUAAAUUAGGCCGAUCUUAUCAACGUCUCGGUAAGCUAAUGAUUAAGUCGUAUGCUUCUUUGUUUUUCCUUCAGAUUAGAUAAAGACAGAUUAUGAUUUAGUUGUUAGUCGGCGUACCGAGAGGUUAGAAUAAACGGUAUUAAGUGCAGCAACGCGUGUCCCCGAUAGGAGAAAAUGUGUCUCGUGAGAAUUAUAUUAUAGAAGAAAUUCUAUUGGAUACGGGUGUUAAGGAAGUCAUUCGAUGGAAAGUGUUGCCACAUUCAGUCAGUCGACUACGUGAGUCAGAGCGACCGUUGCGAGUCGUGUCGCGCGAUCCGCGAGAUUUUGUCGUUCUCAAAGCGUGUAAUCGGUAUCCCGUGGACAUCGUCUUCGUUCGCACGGGUUUCUUUUCGAUCGAAUCGUGUCCACGCGAGUGCGUCAGUACCAAAGUCAGUGCCAUGAGCUGACGAUACGACGAAGUGGCCGGGAGUGCAAGACGCGAGAUCGGGAAGCCAUGAUGAAAGAGAAAAACGACGCGAGGACACGAGCAGCGGUACGUUGCGAAUUCACAGAUAUUCCAAAAGCCGAACCGACGCAGGGGCAGACCAUGGAAGUGCAAAAAGGGGACGGUCUGGUCCAUAGUAUGCGCCAUGAAUCUAGGCCUCUUUUCCGAGUCAUCUUUAAAAGAUGUCUCCUUCGUCAACUGCGGAGACGGUUUCGCGAAGAAGUCGUCAUUUCACGAAGAAGCCGAGAAAAUGGCCGCCGAUGUCGAAGCGAGCGAUCGCGAAGACGUCGAAGUGAAGCCCGCGAGCAACACCUCAGCCGUGUGGCCCUUCAUGCAAACGGUGCGUACGGUAACUCUGAAGAAGGCCAUCCGCAAGCGUAGUAAGCGCAGACGAAGAUGGACGGUCAAACGGCAGAAGAGAGACACCCAUCGUCGGAUCAACGACGGCAAGGAUCGCAAGUCCACGAUGAAAAGACGAAUCAUCGUUGCCGCCACCAUGGGCGCCGCCUCUACGUCACCGUUCGACCGGAAACUUCAGAACACCGAUCGCCGUGAUGCAUCGGACGGACCAUCUGCGGGCUUACCAGGAUACAAUUUCUCGUUUAGGCAACUUCACGCCCGACUACCUGGCGCCAGCAACGUGAACGAGGCUCGUGAUUCUUUAUCCGCGACGGCGUAUCGAGCGACUGGUGAGAACGAAGCUCGCGGGAAACCAACGCGAGGAAACAGUAAGACAACCGAGACACCGGCCGAUCACUCCGCAUCGAGAUACGUCGGACCACGCGACACAGGGAGGGCGAAGCGAGGUCGCGCGAGUCCCUCGAAACGCACCGAUUACUACAAGAACGUGGCGCGUGUAAACGACGACAUAGGGGACAUAUGGGAGGACACGACGUCGGAUAGCGGCGAGAACGACAAGAACGACAAGAACGACGAUGACGACGAGGACGACGAGGAUGAUAAGGACGAUGAGGACGACGAAGACGACGAGGAUGACGAAGACUACGAAGACGACGAUGAGAACGAUGAAGACUACAACGCGACGAGGAUCACAAGACGCGUUCGUGCUAAGAAGACCGGUCUCGCGAACGGGAACCUUUCGAAGCGCAAAGCUGCAAACUUGCACGAGGAGAGAAGGUUUCCAUCGCGAAAGAGAAAUCUGCUGAGAAAUUUCAAGGACCGUUCAGCAAUCCUGAAGAACAGCAAGAUCACGAAACGACAGCAAAAGCGUCGGCGUUUACACAAUUCCGUGACGAUUGACGAUCACGACGCGCCAGUCCUCGCGCAUCGCACUCGGGAGAGGCGCGCCGUGUCGACCCCGAAGGCCGACUUCGUGGAGAAGACGCGGAAACAUUGCGACUGCAACAACCCACGACGUCGCUCUUACAACAACAGCGGCACACCGUGCUCAUGCAAGGAGAAUCUGAAGAACACCGCCAUCGCGAUUCUGAAGGAUAUCCGAGCGCAGAUACGCAACACGGAUAGCAAUCAGGAUACGGAGGAUGCUGAGGUCGCCAAGGAUGCGGGUGAGAAUCACGACGAGCGCUUGGAUCACGAAAUUUCCAUGAAGUACGAGUGGGAGGAUGAAGACGCGCCUGAUCACAAUAAUUCAUCGCAAAACACGAUUUCGCCGGCGAAAUCGGUUCCAAAGGUGUACGUGAAUCGGAAGACUCGCGGGAGAAGACGGUGGUACAAGGCGUCUAUCGACUGCAAGUAUAUCGAUCGAAUAGAGACGACGUACCAGAGCGUUUUGCCGGAGCAAGUCGGUCCCGACGACUCCACACCGUCGUCGCUGAAGAUAAAAAUGGACGAGAUGAAUUGGGGCUCGGAAGACGGCGAUAUCAGCACGUUGAUUGAGCCCCGCUCGUUCUCGAAUGAAGAAUCACGCGGUGACGAGGACGACGGUGCGCUCGACGUAUCAACGAUAGUGCCUGACCAGAUGGUCAUUCUCGACGAUCAAGGAGACGGCGAGUCGCACCAAGAGCGAAACGCGCUGAUGGCAAGCGCGUGCUAUGUGUAUCGCGAAUCGUCGAAUAACACCGACAAGGCUGCUGUCGAUGGCGCGAAAGUUCUCGCACCACGUUUUCGCGCGAAAUUCACGAAUUCUCGCAGCCCUACCAAGGACGUGAUCACGUAUGGGAACCGGAAGAAAAGAGAGAGUAACGGAAAAUCGUCGUCGACGGAUCACAGCUUCGGCCAGGAGAAGAGUCAAUAUUUUGCCAAGGUACAAACGAAAAGCGUAGCUGACAGCAAGGACAACGAUUCAGAUUACGAGAAUGAGAAGAAAUACGUUCUACGAAGAUCAACGAGAUCUUCGAUCAAUCCCAGCAAAGAGAGCAACACGGGCAAGUUGAUAUGGGGAAACUGUUCAGGAUGGUGGCCAGCGCUGAUUGUCGAAGCUGACCAAGUAGGGAUGGCAGCUGAACCCAACAAAAUAUGGGUUUACUGGAUCGGAGAAUCGCAAAUAUCAUUGCUCAAUGAGAAAACCCAGAUAGAACCGUUUUCCAGGAAGCUGGAGGAACGAUUGACGCAAAAAUUUCGUAAAAAUAAUACGCGAUCGCAAGCCAUUGACGAAACAAUAAAGAUGCUACGCCAACGUUACGAGUGCACUCUGACUAAGCCCUAUUAUUAUUGGAUACGACGAAAUAUCAGAUCGGAGGAACUGGACAACUUGUGUUUUUACCCGUAUCCGACGAAAAUGCAAGAAAGAUUGGACGCUUUGAAGGCACAGAACGCCAAAGUUACCGAGCAGUAUAUAUUGAAGCAGAGAAACGGUUCACCGGAGCCGAAGAAACAAGAAAAGGUCGAAAAAACCAAAGAUACAAAAGCCGUAAAACAAAUUGAGGACGAGCGUUUACCAUUGCGUGAACAAAUGCCCGGUGUUAUAACCUGGGCGAAGAUCACCGGGCACAACUGGUGGCCAGCAAUGAUCGUCGAUUAUCGUGAUAGCUGCUUGAAAGAACCAGGUUUUGGUUGUCAGUGGAUUAUGUGGUACGGCGAUUAUACAGUUUCGCAGGUACAUCACUUGGCAUUUUUGAAAUUUCACAAGGGAAUCGAAAAGAUGCGUGAAUACAUUGAGAAUACGAAAAAGCAUGUGUAUCUUGUAGGCGUGUUGCAAGCUUCGAAGGAUUAUUGUUCGCGUUUGGGAUGCAACACGGAUAACUGGAGUUUAGAUAAUGUCUUUAAGUAUUUCUCGGAUAUGAAUAAUAUACACAUACCAUAUAACCAUUUACAAGUUUCAGAAUCUAACAAAGUAUACGAUAAGUAUUCCAACGAGAUAAUUAAAAAGAUCAAUGAAUUAAAAUCCAAUGCGAAUGUAGAUUCUAAACGCAAAGACGAUAUAAAAGAGAGUGAUGCUUUACGUCGCGCAACACUGGAGCAAUCUAAACUGGAAAAAUUAUGUUUGAAAUGUUUGAAAUUUCCUAAGAAUGCAAUGGAGGACCAUCCAUUUUUUGAAGGAUCUCUAUGCAAAGAAUGUUCGAACCUUUUUAAACCUUGUAUGUUCGUGUUCGGGAACGACGAUAAGUGUUUUUAUUGUACAGUCUGCGCCGCGACCGGGACUGUGGUUAUCUGCGACCGAGAGGAUUGUCCACGAGUCUAUUGCACUGCCUGCCUGAAGUAUCUCUUGUGUCCGAAAGUGUACGACGAGAUGUUGUUGGAGGAUCCAUGGGAAUGCUUUCUGUGCAGAGACAAGUCUACAUUGCCUGUAGGACUGUUGCGUCCGCGACCUGAUUGGAAAGAGAGGUUCUUAGGGAUGUUCCGUACGACUUCUGAUAUUGUACCUAAUAAAAUAGAUAUUGUAAAUAAUGAUGAGAAGAAAGGCAUACGUGUGCUGUCACUUUUCGAUGGCUUGAGCACUGGUCUGGUAGUGCUCCUGAAACUGGGGAUCACUGUGGACGUUUAUUACGCGAGCGAAAUCGAUCAGGACGCUCUAACGAUCAGUUCCGCCCACUUCGGUGAUCGUAUUACUUACUUAGGCGACGUGCGAGGCGUGACGAAAGAGAAGGUCAAAGAGAUCAUGCCGAUCGACCUGUUGAUCGGCGGUUCGCCGUGCAACGACCUCAGUUUAGUCAAUCCGGCGCGACUGGGUCUCCACAAUCCCAAAGGGACGGGCAUACUAUUUUUCGAGUAUAUCCGGAUCUUGAAGCAAUUAAAAAAGAGCAACAAGGGUCGCCAUCUAUUCUGGCUGUACGAGAACGUCGCCUCCAUGCCGAGCGAGUACAGAUUAGAAAUGAACAAACACUUGGGGCAGGAGCCAAUGGUGGUGGACUCGGCCGAUUUCUCGCCCCAGCACAGGCUGAGACUCUACUGGCACAAUCUCCCCGACGACCCGUACUUCCCCCAGUUUCAGAAACAGCAGGAUGUCCAGGAUAUACUCACACCAAACUGCAACCGUUACGCUCUAGUGAAGAAGAUUCGCACGGUCACGACUAGAACAAAUUCUUUGAGACAAGGUAUGUUUCCUUUUUUUGUCUUUCCUUUCUUCGAUCGAGCCGAAAGAUUUCAUCGGGGAAAGGACUCCACGAACGUUUUCAUCUCCGUUUCAGGCAAAGCGGAACUGAAACCGAUCAUGAUGAAAGGCACCAGCGACACGCUAUGGAUUACUGAACUCGAGGAGAUCUUUGGUUUUCCUCGGCACUACACGGACGUAAAGAACUUAUCAGCCACAAGUCGACAGAGAUUGAUCGGCAAAUCUUGGAGUGUGCAAACACUCACCGCUAUAUUGCGGCCCCUAUGUUCCUUCUUUAAGUGCAAUGAAGACGAAAACGGCCAAUCCAGCUCGCAAUGAGAGAAUCAUAGAAUGUGAUAUUCCCUAUCCUGUUGCGACGUAGUACAAUUUUUUAAUAAUUUGUAAACUUACAAUUCAAUUUUGGAACAAAUAAUUUUGUUUUGUACCAUUCUUAAGAAAAACUUAUGUGACUACACAAAGAAUCGCCUUUUAUUUCUCAAAUAGUAUUUCAAUAUUUGGCGAUUCUUCCUUGGUCUGCGCAUAAUUAUGCGUAAAAAUAUCUAUACUUUUGUAUAAUUAACAAAUUUGUAUAAUUAAUUUUGUACGCGAUCAAAUCGUAAAUCGUUUGGUUGUACAUUGUUGAGCUGCGUGGUGCACUCAUACUAGCGAGGAGACGCACAAUCUAUUGCAAUUCUUCCGAUUUUUCGCGAAAUAAAACAAUUCAGCUAUGAUAUAAAUUCCACGAGCUAGAAAUACAAUGCUCAAGUGUCACAGAGUGUCGCUGAGUAUAAGUGCACCGAAUAUCAAUACAACCAAUCAUACACCAGAUGUUAUAUAUGUCUUAACAUUUAUUUAUUUACUAUAAUCUUUACUAUAAUAUAUCAGUAUGAUUUAUUAUGAUUAUAAUCAUUAUGCAUAGUUUAUUAAAAAAUAAAAAUAAUGUCGAGUUCUCUUUUUAUAAUUGUUUUAUAAUCGUUUUCUAUAAUUUUGAAACCAAGUUUUAUCUAUAUAUAUAUAUAUAUAUAUAUACGAGGUUGAAAACGACAAAAAUGAAAUAAUUAUGAUGUUACGACAUAUAUGACAUCUGUGAUAAAUAUCGUUAAGUAUGACCAUUCUUAGGCCAUAUUCUGGACACAUAGUCAAAUAUAUGCUUCCUCAUUCUGUAGUUAACAUGUAUUUAAACAUGUUGCAUAGUCAAAUAUAUUCUUCCUCAUUCUGUAGUUGACAUGUAUGUAUGACACUCAUAAAAAUAAAAUUAAACUUACAAUUAAACUUAAAUAAUAAACUUAAAGCUUCCACGCAAGAAAAUGUCUAUCGCUUUAAAUUGCGUCAAUUGCUGACAUUGAAUUGAAGUCUGUAUAUAACAGCAGACUUAGAAUGUCUAAGUAUAAGAAUGUCUAUCGCUUUAAAUUGCGUCAAUUGCUGACAUUGAAUUGAAAUCUGUACGUAAUAGCAGAUUCAACGUACAAAGAAAAUCGCAACAUAAUAAAAGCAUAAUUAUGUGUCAUCCAACGCUUUAUUAUGAAGUAGUAUGAAGUAUAUAUGAAAUAUUCUUUUAUAAUAAAAAUAUUAAAACAGAGAAACAUUUAAUUUGAUAAGUUAAUAUCUCGUCAAAUUUUUAUUCUUCUAUAUAAUAUAUUGUUUAUUCAUUUAUUUACUAUAAUAAUGAAAUAAAAAAAAAAACAAUGUAGAAGUUUCGAUAAAAUAUUAACUCAUGCAUCAAAUUAAAUAUAUUUCUUUUCUAAUUAUUUAAUUACAAAAUAUUUAACAAUUUCAUACAUAAGAGAGAGGGGGAGGAAGAGAGAAUGUGUCUGAUUACAUAAAAUCACGCUUUUGCGUGUUGAUCCAAGUUCACUAUUAAGUACAGACCUCAAUUUACAGUCAGUACUCGACGUAACUUGAAGCGUUACGGACGCUUCUUGUAUUCUUGUGCGGAGAUUCUUAGAAAAAAAGGCAAAUAAAACUUAUAAAAUGUGGCUCAUUCGCUAUACAUCCAGAAUAAGGUCUCAUGUCUUAUGAACUACUCGAUGACUACACACGCAAAAAACUCACUGUCGCCCCGUCUCCGAGUUAUCUCAGCGUUAUUUAACCAUCGGUACGUUUCACGGUAUCUUCAUACAAUUUCGUGUUCUGCGAUGACUUAUGGUUGUCCGUUUUCGAUUUCUUCCCACGUCGCAUGCGGAAGUAGCCCUUGCGAGGUUUACGGCUCGUCGGCAGCGUUGCGUCCGCGCCGACGUACAGCGCGCCCUCAAUCACUUGCAAUAGCGACGGCGGAAUGGAAAUGCAGCCCGCUAGACAGUUGACAUGCUGCAUCAUCGAUAUGGGCAGCGGGGUAUUGAUGAAUAUUUGUUUCUGUUCCAUAUCGACGCCUCGUAUUAUUCCUGUAUGUACACGCGAAUAUCAAGCAUUGUAGGAACAUUCUUUUUUUUUAUAUGUAUAAAAUACAUUCUAAGAGAUACAAAAGAA